AUGUCACAAGGGCCACUUGUGAGGGCAGGAAGCUCCCAGAGCCUCACCUGGCGGGCCCAGGACAAAGGUCCCCCCUUGGACCGCAGCUUCAGCAACAUAGCGGAGGAAGAGCAAAGAAAAAAGAUCCCAUUGGUUCCAGAAAAUCUCCUGAAAAAGAGGAAGGUUUAUCAGGCCCUUAAAGACACUCAAGCAAAGCAGGCACUUUUGAACAAGAGGGAGCAGAAGAAAGGAAAACAGCUCAAGUUUAAGCGACUGGAGUGGUUUCUACAUGACUCCUGGUGGCAGCAACGUGACAGGGUGCGCCUCAGACGACUAGAAGUGAAACCUCGUGGCCUGGAAGUGCCAGAUAAACAUUCCUUGGCCUUUGUUGUCCGCAUCCAAAAGAUUAAUGGGGUGAGUUCACUGGUGCAGAGGACCAUUGCACGGCUUCGCCUGAAGAAGAUUUUCAGUGGUGUCUUUUUCAGAGUGACCCCCCAGACCAUAAAAACGCUGCGUGUAGUGGAACCUUAUGUGACCUGGGGAUUUCCAAAUCUGAAGUCUGUCCGGGAACUCAUCUUGAAACGUGGACAAGCCAAGGUCAAGAAUAAAACCAUCCCUUUGACGGACAACACAGUGAUUGAGGAGCACCUGGGGAAGUAUGGUGUUAUUUGCUUGGAAGACCUCAUUCAUGAAAUCGCCUUUCCGGGGAAGAAUUUCCAGGAGAUCUCUGCGUUCUUACGUCCUUUCCAUCUCUCAGUGGCCCGUCAUGCUACCAAGAAUAGAGUGGGUUUCCUCAAGGAGGUGGACUUACCUGGCUAUCGAGGUGAACGCAUCAAUCAGCUCAUUCGGCAGCUGAAUUAAACCCAGAAACUAGAGAGAGGGUCAAGGAAAAGAGGAUGAUGCUCCUGGCAAGCACUUGUCAUCACAGCCCAGUUCCAAGGGAAAGUUCCAGUGUGUUUUCCACAUUGGCUGCCCCUACCACCUCUGAAGUCAGCGGGGGACUCCUGCCACAGAAGAGGGAGUCCUGCUGUGUCACAUCGU
Molecule: messenger RNA, 1020 nt
Organism: Zalophus californianus (California sea lion)
Lineage: Eukaryota; Metazoa; Chordata; Mammalia; Carnivora; Otariidae
Product: 60S ribosomal protein L7-like 1
Exons: 2
Coding region: 1-840 (279 amino acids)
Biological process (GO): maturation of LSU-rRNA from tricistronic rRNA transcript (SSU-rRNA, 5.8S rRNA, LSU-rRNA)
Cellular component (GO): cytosolic large ribosomal subunit
Molecular function (GO): RNA binding; structural constituent of ribosome
Source: RefSeq, a predicted model, not a curated record